GUGUAACAGCAAACAUCUACAUUAUCUACUUCAAUCUCAUAUUUUAUUAUUGGUAUAUCUAAAAAAAAAAAAAUGAUGAAAGCCCAGAUGUAAAUCAUCAACAUGACUUUACAAAGCCUACACUAAAGGCGGGAUGCUGCAGCACCGCCCACAUGUGUGGCGUCCAUUCGUGCGCCUGCGCAGCACCGCUGAUCCAGAAAGCUGCUCCAUCUGUUAUGAAUAGCGCAAUAUUCAGCAACAUGAUGUGAAGAUCUGUGCUUUUUCAGCCUUUUGCUUUACACUCAAAGCACAGUUUUUUUUAUGAGAGCACAAACAAUGCAUCCACAUGUACGCUGCAAAACUGCUGUUUUCCUUUUUGGAUUAUUGGACACUUAUGUGCGCCUUUUUUUUUGGUUAAGUGAAACCAAAUGCCUAUGGUUUGUUUUGCUGAAGAAGAAGGGAUGCUGCACCCAAAGAGAUGUGAAUAGUUCAGCCACGAGGAUUAUGCAGCCAAUUACUGCUUAGUGCUUUAACGAGAGAGACACUGAUAGCUGAUGGUUGGGUCAUAUUGCAUAUCCAGGUGCGUUAAUGCGCAGACGCUGCUGCGCGCUGUGGAACAACAGAAAGUGUAACUAGGUUUGGUUACUGAUAGAGGAGGAGGAGGAUGGUGGCGGAGAUGGCGAGCUGCGGAGCGGGUUGUCACCUGGAGGACGGAGACGGAGACAUCCCUGCGCUUGAAAACAAAGUCUGAUGAAGGGGAGCGGCCAUGCCAGAGUGAAGAGGGAUGCCUGCUGGCUCAGAUGAGGCAGUAGCAGCAGCAGCAGCACAGAAAGAGAUUGGCCAUAGGAGGCAUUUGAGGACAAGGAGAGAGAAAUGGAGGCGGGAGAGUGCAGAGAGAGAUAACGUUCCAGAAAGUGACAGCAGCAGCUCAGAUAACGCGGGAACAUCCAACGAGGACAGCUCAGAGGAGGACGAUGAAGAGGAGGAUGUGGAUUCUGAAGGCUGUGCUGAGAAGGAAGGAGGAGAGGAAGACAAUGAAGAGGCCGACGCAGAGGAGUCUAAAAAUGAUUCAGUCCCUGGACCUGAAGCAGAGGUUUCAAAUGGGAAAGGCCUGGCAGAUGAGAUGCCCUUCAAACUCUUAUGCUGUGAAAAAUGCAAAGCCAUCCAACAGAGCCAUGGCAAUGAGCUCGUUACCCCCAGGAGGAUCUCUAAGGGACGAUUACAGGUGCAGCUUGAAGAGGGCACAUACCAGUGUUCGGUCACCGGCCUGGUGUUUGAAGCAUCGGAGCGGGUCCUCGUGCGGUACUCAGUCUUGUCCUGGUCCAAGUUCGGUGCGUUCCUCCGGGACUCCUGGAAAUUUGCUGGACCCAUCUUUAACGUGGACACAGUCAAUAAAGAUGCGUCCGUCCUCACGUCCAUCCAGUUCCCUCACUCCGUCUGCCUUGCUGAUCCAGAAAAUGAGAUGACAUUCAGUGUCCUGCACAUAAAGGACAACCGUCCACUCAUCGAGCCGACAGUGGACCACUCCGGUAGCCACGUUAAGUGGAAUGUGACGUCCCUGUCACCCGUGGGUCCCAUCAUUCAGACGAGCCAAUCUGUUGAGCACCACGGGGUAGUCCUGGUCUACAAGCAGCUGGGCAGUGACAACAACAACUACAGCUUCCACGUCUACCUGGCCACCAACAGUGCAUCCGACAUCAAGGAUAUAGGCAAACAGGUGCGGGGCUACAAGAAUCGCUACAUUCGGAUAGAGAAGCCUCCCACGUGUAAACUGGAAGAGGGGACGUAUCGUCUCCUGAGCGAGCCAGAGGGAGACAUCAAACCUCAGGAUUUGAAAUUCACUCUUGCUGUGACCAAGAUGAAAGGCUACUUUGAAGCUUUCUUUGAGCAGCCUCCUCCCUUUAAAUUGUCUCUCAUAGAGAUUAACACAGAGGAGACUGUAUGGUCCGCCACCAUCAGAGAAGGUGACUGUGUGGAUAACACAGAAAAGAAGCCAAGGAAAAGAACGAUCAGUAGACGGAGGAGCAGCAGCAGCCCCUCAGAAGAAGAAACAACCUGUAAAAAGUCUCGAUGGCAGGACGAGUCAGAUGGAGUGAAAACAGGGAUGACUCAGGGCCAGGACAUGUCAGAGAAGCAGCUACUGCAGGUGGCCAAGCGGCUCGGGAAGGAGUGGAAGCAGGUGGCCAUCUAUCUAGACUUGAACUCCAGGGAGCUGGAUGACAUCCAGGCAGCAGAGAAAGAUGUGACCAUGCAGAAGCUGAAGAUGCUGGUGGAGUGGAAGAGCAGAAGGCGGCCGGGAGAGGCCACGGCAUACCACAUGCGGAAAAGUGUGGAGGAACUGGAUGACUUGCCAAAUGAGGUCCAUCAGACACUACAAGACAUGAUGGACAAUCGAGCAGCUAAGUGAAGGAGAUUUGACUUAAAUAGACUAUUGGAUAUCUGUUGCUCCAUCAUCAGGAAGAAAAACAAAUCUCAGGAAUACAAAAAAAGCAAAAGGAUGGAUAUGGAUCAAACAUCAGCUCUUCUACCAGUAUGGGUUUCUCUUUGAAUAUUUUCUGGACAUGAAACUGACUGAUCAUUUUUUUUUUGUAUUGCCGCAUUUAAUGAAAAGGGCCACUGUCUUGACUUUAGAUGGGCAUUUUCCCUAAUUUUAUUCAAAUGUAGUCCUUUGAUUCUGUAAUAAAUACAGACUAGACGAGCUGUACCUAAAGCUUCACUUGUGUAGCCUAAAUUUGGUGCAUAGCAUUACCAGGUUAAAAAAUGACCAGUAGAGGUAGAGGUCGUUGAGGUAUAUAGUAGCUAAUUAUGUAGCCAGUAACACAUGUUGAUGUACAGUAGGUGCUGCAGUGUUGAAACUGCAAAGAAAUGGGAAAAAUCCAACCUGUGUAUCUUGUUUCACUUUGAAAUGUUUGUGGGACUUUUUAUAAAACAAUUAGCAUUACGGAUUGAAGUACUGAGCUAUUUUGUGCCUCAUUUGUUUUUACAUGUUGUGUACAUAUCUUUUUUUUUUACUAUUUCAAACCUGUGAUCUAUUUUUUAUAGUCUGUUUUUAUAUGUCUAUGUCUGUUUGUGUUUUAUGUCAAACUAUUUGGAGUUGCAAGAGGUCCUUAAUUAUGUUUUUUUUUAUUUAACUUGAAUUAUGAAUCCAUUCCUGCCCACCUAUGACUGGAGCGCACAUCUUGUUAAGCAUAAAUGCUGUUGAAUUCAGGGCUGAAUUGAACUUUUCUACCUGUGAGUGCAGCUACAACCUACAUUCAUAUAUUUUUAGAGUCAUCUUUUCAAGGAUUAUUUCAUAGCGGUAGAGCUUACAAAGCAAACUAUACUGUAAGCUGCCUGUGGAAACAUUUCAGUUAAAUUUUCUCAACAUCCCAACAUUAGUCCUAUCAAGCUUUGUUUCUGUUUUACCCAUUUUCAAAUGACACUGUUUCCAGACGUCUCAAAACUAUUUGGGAAAAGCGGCAGGAAUGUUAUCUGGAUUGUUGAAUCUUUUGGAGUCUUCCAUGCCGAUAUGGCCAUGCAGGGAUGUUUACACUCAGUGAACAGGGUUGCUUCCUAAAAAAAAAAACGUACCACCAACAAUCCAGUCCGUCCUUUUUUGCACUUGUUUCUAUCAUGUCUGAGUCCCUCCAAAGAAUUGUGGAAUAAUUGUAACGAAGCAAAUGUUGACUGAAUAAAAGAGAAAAUUUCUUUUUACUUAA
This is a messenger RNA of Sebastes umbrosus (honeycomb rockfish), 3677 nucleotides long. RefSeq lists its product as uncharacterized. The record is from RefSeq and is a predicted model, not a curated record. Gene Ontology annotation, cellular component: THO complex part of transcription export complex. The coding region runs from base 764 to 2386 and encodes 540 amino acids. Gene Ontology annotation, biological process: mRNA export from nucleus; signal transduction; regulation of DNA-templated transcription elongation. Lineage: Eukaryota; Metazoa; Chordata; Actinopteri; Perciformes; Sebastidae. The transcript is spliced from 18 exons. Gene Ontology annotation, molecular function: protein binding.